AUGGCUAGAGUUGAAGUUGCCAACUUUGUUCUGAUUAGCAUUCUAGGUUUCUUUUUGUCCAACGCGGUCGCCGCCACUGAUUUCCGACAACUUUGCGGGCAAACAUCCCACAAAGACGUCUGCAUCUCAGUCAUCCAAUCUGAUCCUCGGAACAACUUGAAGAAUAGUCCCAGUGCCAUUUGCACCAUUCUCAACGACAAGGCCCAAAGCGCCACCGACCCAUUUCUUUCAGAGGAUCUUAAAUCUUGCUCUGCUGACUACGAUGAGAUCGUUUCCACAUUGAAGGCCCUCAACUUUUCGGUGCUCAACAAUCAGACGUACGUAGAUUUGAAUAUUGGGCUGUCACUAGUCGCUAGCAGGCCUGAUGAUUGUGAAGAUUCGUUCAAGUUAAACCAGCCCAAGCCCAUUCGUUCUCCGUUGACGGCGGACAACAAAAUUUUGGGGGAUAUUAUUUCUACCACUUGGAAUGUUUUGAACCUUGAUCACUGUGGUAAUAUUACUUGCCAGUAA
This is a messenger RNA of Oldenlandia corymbosa var. corymbosa, 510 nucleotides long. Lineage: Eukaryota; Viridiplantae; Streptophyta; Magnoliopsida; Gentianales; Rubiaceae. The record is from the annotation of a GenBank genome assembly.